GUAACACCGAAAGAUGCUAUCUCGAUGUGAAGCUGCAGUCGGAAAAGAUGAUGACAUGGCGUUUGCUUAGCAGCGAUCCCGCCGAGCAAGGCAACAACAUCAGUGUAGCUGACUGAUUUUUUGUUGAACCGAGUUAAUCAUAUCAUCACAUAAAGGUGUCGUAAAGGCGUCGUAAAGACGACCAGACUGACACAGAAGCUCUCACAAACAUUUAGCUCCAAUUCAUACACUUGCCGAUUCCAAAAGAAAUGUCUGUCUCGUCUGCCACCCCACGCCAGCGUGUCAGAAGCCUUCUACCCACCAUAUAUCUUGGUCGCCACAAGACCGGACCCAAGAAUAGCUUGACAGAUGUCCCUGGAGUCCUAGUCUCUACGCAAUCCAUUCACGAGUCUGCAACUUAUCCCAAUGCCGCCCCUAAAUCUAUCAACACUGGUGUCACCACCAUUCUGCCUGGCAAAGACUGGUUCAGAACGGCAUGCUUUGCCGGAAUUUUCAGCUUCAACGGUUCUGGGGAGAUGACGGGUAGCCAUUGGAUCCAAGAGACAGGCCUCCUCCAUUCACCCAUCAUCAUCACCGGGAGUUUCGGCGUCGGGUCAGCCUAUAACGGCAUCUACGAGCACGGGAUUCGAGAGCAUCGAGACGAAAAGGGGAAAGUGAACUGGUUCUUGCUACCGGUUGUGGCUGAGACAUUUGACGGCUUCUUGCACGAUGUGUCGAAGUUUGCCGUCACUCCUCAGCAUAUUGUAAAAGGCAUCGAUGAAGCGAGCAGCGAGCCUGUGAAAGAAGGCAAUACUGGUGGUGGAACAGGCAUGAUCUGCCACUGGUUCAAGGGCGGAACUGGGUCUAGCAGCCGUAUCAUAGCCGCCGAGGAGGGCAAAACGUACACCGUCGGUGCCCUCGUCCAAGCAAAUUAUGGCAAGAUGAUCGACUUUAAGAUCGCUGGCGCGCCGAUUGGCCGCUUGAUCUUCCAGGAGCAGGAACGCAAGGUGAAGGAGAACCCCAACGACCCUGAGCUCUUGGGCCAAUCAUCCCUUCUAUUCAAGAUCGCGGAAGCAAAAGACAAGAAAGACGGCAGUAUCAUCGUCAUCCUGGCCACAGAUGCACCACUUCAUCCAACACAGCUCCAGCGCCUGGCGAAACGUGCAACCGUCGGGCUUUCCCGUGUCGGUGGCUGGGCGGCGAAUCAAUCAGGCGACAUCUUCCUUGCUUUCUCCACGGCCAACAAUCUAGAAGUGCACUCUGUGCCUGGCGCGAAGAAGGAAGCAGACCCCUGGGUCCCAAGGGAAUUCGGGAUACAGAUGGUAGACGACAUGACCAUCAAUGCUCUGUUCGAGGCAAGCGCAGAUGCAGUUGAGGAGGCGAUUCUGAACGCGGUGUUCAUGGCGGAGAGCAUGGAUGGGAACGGGAACAAAAUCGAUGCCCUGGAUUUAGGCAAGGUACAGGAAUUGAUGCAGAAGUACUUGUAAUGCAAGCAAUAAAUCAUCAUGUUCUG
Molecule: messenger RNA, 1492 nt
Organism: Dothidotthia symphoricarpi CBS 119687
Lineage: Eukaryota; Fungi; Ascomycota; Dothideomycetes; Pleosporales; Dothidotthiaceae
Product: peptidase family T4 protein
Exons: 2
Coding region: 249-1466 (405 amino acids)
Molecular function (GO): aminopeptidase activity
Source: RefSeq, a predicted model, not a curated record